AUGCUGCCCUGUCCUUCUGUGCUGACCCCUUACUGUUGCACCGGCCUACCCACGGCCUACCCCGGCCCCCCACGCCCUGCAGAGGAAUUCACCAGUAGUUUGAAGACCGCCAUCAUUGCCAGCCAACCAGAGGAACCCCCCAGCCCGUCACCGCCCUCCCCCCCCUUCCUCCCAGCUCACCCAAUCUUUGCAAGCCUGGCGUGUGGUCGUGGCAUCUUAGGAUUGGCCAGCAUGAGUGGAUGGGACCAGCAGGAGGCAGCGGCGACGGAUGGCGUGACGCGGCGGUGCGAGGAGAACCACCUGGAGGCUGGGAGUUCUAUGCACGAGGCAGAUGGAAAGUAUGAAUGCCCACAAUGUACUAAGACCUUCAAAUCUAACUGCAAGCUCAAGCGACAUGCUCUAACACACACUGCCCCAAGAAAUUAUGAGUGUCAGCAGUGUGGGAAGAGAUUUACUGACAAGUUCAGCCUGACACGACACACUCUGACACACAGCGGGGUCAAGAAUUACGAGUGUCAGCAAUGUGGCAAGAAAUUCACUCAAAAACCACAUCUUUUAAAACAUCGACUCACACACUCUGGGGGUGGAAAUUUCGAGUGUCAGCAGUGUGGCAAGCGAUUCACCGACAAGUACACACUUAAGCGACACUUCCUGACACACAGCGGAGUCCGUAACCACGAAUGCGAGGAAUGUGGCAAACGUUUUACCCAAAAGUCCCACUUAACCAAACACAUUUUGACACACAUUGGGGUCAAAAAUUACGUUUGCCAGCAGUGUGGAAAGGAUAGCGCCCCGUCCCUUGGCCCCGGAGACGCCCCGCAUGCCCCACACACGCCCCACUGACACACAAAGGUCCUAGAGGCACUGGCAGGGGAGGGAAGGGAGGGGGAGACCGCGGCAGAAGGGACCCCUGUAGAAUUAGCAGAGGAAGCGGAUCCUCUCCCUGUCUUAGAUUCUAUUUAUGCCUCUCUAGACACGCUCGGUUGAAAAUUUUACUCUAGGGUCGGUCAGGCGGAUGGGAGACACGUUUGGAUUGCGUUUGGAUCAGUCGGUGUUUGGAUGUUGGUGUUUUUUUGGUGGUUUUUUGUAUUUUUUUGGUGUUUUGGGGGAUUUCUCUCUCUAUCUCUCUCUCUCUCUCUUUUUUUUUGAGAGAGAGAGAGAGAGAGAGAUGACCAGAUAAAUGAAAAACAAAACGCAGAAUGCAACUAAACAAACGAAUGAUCCAAACGCACUCCAAACGUGACAGAGAGAGAGAGAGAGUGUGAGUAAGCAAUGGCAAUGACCCGUACAUAGAACACCCCCCUCCCCCCAUUGUCUACUUAGAGGUGUGUGAGUGCGUGUGUGUGUCCUGGUGGUGGUGGUGGUGGUGGUGGUGGUGGUGAGUGAGAAAGUGAGAGAGAGAGAGAGAGAGAGUUUAAAA
This is a messenger RNA of Portunus trituberculatus (swimming crab), 1420 nucleotides long. RefSeq names its product zinc finger protein interacting with ribonucleoprotein K-like. The record is from RefSeq and is a predicted model, not a curated record. Bases 1 to 843 code for a protein of 280 amino acids. The transcript is spliced from 4 exons. NCBI's taxonomy places the organism in Eukaryota, Metazoa, Arthropoda, Malacostraca, Decapoda, Portunidae. Gene Ontology annotation, cellular component: nucleus.